AUGAUUCCCCGGCAGGCCAUCCUGGUGGCCCUGGUGGCACUCUUCGCUGUCGGCUGCAACUCCACCACUACGCGACCAUCAGUUUUCACAAUGUGCGUACCGGAAAGAUUCUGGCAAGAAUGCGUGCACAUGACGAACGAGUCAUCCGUCAAAGGAUUUCCGAUCGCCUGUAUCGCCGGGCGUGAUCGGUACGAUUGUAUCGAAAAAGUUGGCAGAAAGGAAGCUGACAUCGUCGCCGUAGACCCUGAAGACAUGUAUCUCGCUGCGAAAAACAACCUUGCGGCAACGGCUGGUUAUAAUCUCGUUGAACAGGUGAGGAGUAAGGAAGAGCCGGAAUUGCCGUACAGAUACGAAGCGGUCGCCGUUAUCCACAAGGACUUGGACAUCACUUCUGUUCAAGGACUACGCGGACUGAGAUCCUGCCACACCGGGGUCGGACGUAAUGUGGGCUACAAAAUUCCGAUAACGAAACUGACCGCUAUGGGUGUUCUGUCGAAUAUCAAUAACCCGGAAUACUCGGCGAGGGAAAACGAACUCCGAGCGCUCAGCAAUCUCUUCAGCAAGGGCUGUCUCGUCGGAGAAUGGUCACCCGAUCCAGCCAUCAAUCAGCGACUCAAGGAAACCUACAGCAAUAUGUGUGCCCUUUGCGAGAAACCCGACGUCUGCGAUUACCCGGAUAAUUAUUCGGGAUACGAGGGUGCCCUCCGUUGUCUCGCUCAUAACGGGGGUCAAGUCGCAUGGACCAAAGUUAUCUACGUGAAACGGUUCUUCGGACUCCCCGUGGGAAGCGCGCCCGCCGUUCCUUCUACAGAGAAACCCGAAGAUUUCCGCUACUUCUGCCCCGAUGGUACCAAAGUAGCUAUCGAUGCAACGACAAAACCUUGCACCUGGGCAGCUCGACCUUGGCAGGGCUACUUGAUCAACGGUGGCAUCACGGGGGGAUCCGUCAAGGCUGUUCAAGACGAAAUCACCAGUCUGGGAACUCUCGGCGAGGAAAACAAGGCCCCGUGGUGGAAAGACAUCCUUUUACUGGACGAGAAAACUCUCGCGGUUAAAACUGAUCCAAUCAGUCCACUGGAUCACUUGAACAAUGCCAAGUACACGGAUGUGAUAGAGAGGAACUCUGGAGCUCCAGAGAGAACUGCGAGGUGGUGCGUCACCUCAAACGAAGCUCUCGAGAAAUGCAACGCUUUUGCGAGGGCUGCUUUUUCAAGAGACGCCAGACCCAGAUUCGACUGUCUUCAUGAAAAAGACGCCGACGUCUGUCUGAAGGCCAUCAGAGAUGGAGGCGCCGAUGUUGUCGCCAUUGAGGGCGGUCAGGUCGAAAAAGCUGUUAGGGACUUCAAUCUGAAACCUAUAGUCGCCGAAAAGUAUUCGGAAGGUGCAACGAAAUUGAGCGAACAAGCUGCCGUAGCUGUAGUCAAGAAGACCAGCACCAUUCAGAACCUGGCGGAUCUCAAGACCAAAAAAUCGUGCCACAGUGGCUUCAAGGGUGAUUUCGCCGGCUGGUCAGCACCGGCACACGCUCUCAAAGCCGCUAAUCUAAUUACCAAUCCUACCGAGCUUUCGGAAUUUUUCUCUGCCGGAUGUGCACCCGGAGCACCUCAGGAAUCGAAGUUGUGCACGCAGUGUGUCGGCGAUAAAGCAUCUUCGGACGACAAGGUCAUUCAAGCAACAAAAUGCAAACGCAUCGAUGCUGAAUCUUACAACGGCGACUUGGGAGCCCUCAGAUGUCUCAUCGACGACAAUGGGGACGUUGCUUUCUUGUCUAUCACGGCCUUACACAAACUUGACAAACUAAGCAAACCCGACAAAGAGGUGAAGGGAACGGACUUUGAGCUUCUAUGCCCAACUGGGGGUCGGGCUCCUAUCGAGGAAUGGCAGCGUUGUAAUUUUGGCCUUGAACCUCCACGAGUGAUCGUAAGUUCGGCGACGAAGACACCGAAUGCUCUUGAGGAACUGACCCACGGAAUUUUGGACGCCGCCAGUACAUAUGCCAGCAGCCCGGAUCUUUUACAACUGUUCGGGAGCUGGGGUGGUCAUCCAAAUCUCAUCUUCAAGGAUGACACCGUCGACCUGGUCUCCGUCGAUAAUACAUGGGACGCGUGGAGUCGUUGGGCUACGACUGAACAGGAGUACAGUAUCGCUUGA
Athalia rosae (coleseed sawfly) is the source of this 2151-nucleotide messenger RNA. Its product is annotated as transferrin. The record is from RefSeq and is a predicted model, not a curated record. The coding region runs from base 1 to 2151 and encodes 716 amino acids. Gene Ontology annotation, biological process: iron ion transport. Gene Ontology annotation, cellular component: plasma membrane; extracellular region; recycling endosome. NCBI's taxonomy places the organism in Eukaryota, Metazoa, Arthropoda, Insecta, Hymenoptera, Athaliidae. The transcript has 10 exons.